Molecule: messenger RNA, 2710 nt
Organism: Condylostylus longicornis
Lineage: Eukaryota; Metazoa; Arthropoda; Insecta; Diptera; Dolichopodidae
Gene: ltl
Product: leucine-rich repeat-containing G-protein coupled receptor 4
Exons: 5
Coding region: 92-2353 (753 amino acids)
Cellular component (GO): extracellular matrix
Molecular function (GO): protein binding
Source: RefSeq, a predicted model, not a curated record
AAUAAGCAGUUCUUUUUCUACUACUAUUUUGAUUAAUUUAAAAAAUUAUAAUAAAAGAAACAAAAAAAAAAAUAAGAAAAAUUUUAUCAAAAUGUCAUCAUUUAUGUUUACGGUAUUUAGUAUAGCGUGCGCGGUACGACGUGAAAUUUCACCUUGUACUUGUGAACCAAUGCAACCACUUGAUCGUAAUUUACCACCACAUGGUAUUGAAUUGGCAUGUGAAAAAGUUGAUUCAUUUAAUCAAAUUGUUGAUUCAUUAUCAAAUAAAUUUGCUAAAAAUGAUUCAAUCAGUUUAUUAAUAUCACAUUCAAAUUUAGAGGAUCUUGAGAUGAGAGCAUUCACUGAAAUGAAUUUAAACUUAAAAAAAUUACGUUUGAUGUCAAAUAAUCUAAGGACUAUACCAGAAUUACCAUUUCGAGGUUUAUCAAGUGUGGAGUUUUUAAGUUUUGGUGAAAAUUAUUUGGAAGAGAUACCAAAACAUGUUCUCAAUCAUUUACCAAAAGUUUCAACACUUGAUUUAGGUAAAGGUCAAAUACGAUCUGUCAAUCGUGAUGAUUUAAAGGGUGUACCAUUGACAAAAUAUCUAUUUUUGGUUAGUAACAAUAUAACACGUAUUGAUAAAAAUUCUUUACCAAAAGGACUUGUUACUUUACAUUUGGGUAUAAAUAAUAUUUCAACAUUAAAUGGAUCACUACAGGGACUCUUAAAUUUAGAGCAUCUUUUUAUAAAUGAAAAUAAUUUAACAACACUGGAUGGAGAAUUACCACCAUCACCAAAUUUAAAAUUAUUAUUGGCAAAAAAUAAUAAAUUAAAAAGUUUACCAGAAGAAUUAAAAGAAUAUGUUAAUUUAGAUCGAGUUUAUUUGGACAAUAAUCAUUUGGAAUCAUUGAAUAGAAAUUUAAAAACUAAUAAAAAAUUAUCAACUGUUAAUGCUGUUAAUAAUCGUAUAAAAUAUUUAGCUGAAGAUGAAUUCUCAGAGGCUGAAAUAAUGAUUGAAGUUGAUUUUUCAAUAAAUAAUAUUAAAUCAUUAAAUCGAAGUUUAUUACCGAUGGUAAGAUUAAAAACAGCAAAUUUUUCAUUUAAUUUGAUUGAAGAAUUUUCAAUGGAAGAAAUUCGAGGAUUACAUGUUUUAAAAAUAUUUGAUAUUUCAUAUAAUCGUAUAAGAAAAUUAACUGGUUCACGAGAAAAUUUAAUUGAACCGAUUUCUUUUCUAAUGGAAUUUUAUUUAAAUAAUAAUUUAUUAAAAUCACUUGAUGGAGCAUUAAUUGGACUCAAUAAAAUGAAAAUUUUAAAUUUAGCAUAUAAUCAAAUUGAACGUAUUUCAUCUGAUGAUUUUAUUGGUUUGGAAAGUUUAGAAGUUUUGGAUCUAUCAAAUAAUCAAUUAUUAACUUUGGAAGAAACAUCAACGACAUCACUUCCAUCUCUUAAAUAUUUGAAGGUUCAAUUCAAUAAUAUAACAAGUUUAGAUAAAGAUUUUCAUGGUUUACCAACAUUAUGCCAAGCUAAUUUUACACACAAUCAAAUUAUUUCGGUAUCACCAGAUUUAGUGUCAAAAACAAGAUGUUCUAACCAUGGUGUUCUUGGUAAAUUAGAAAUAUGGUUAGAAGAUAAUCCUUUUAUGUGUGAUAUUGAAAAAGUUGCAGAACUGUGUCCUGUAAUGGAUAGUCAAGGUGCAAGAAUACGUGGUAAAUAUUGUUAUGAGCCGAAUGAAGAAAUUUGUACCGAUGAACCAUAUAUAUUGGUUGCACAUCCUGCUCCUAAAUUAACAGUUAUUAGAAGUGAAUUUUUACCAACAAUUGCUCCAGUUAUAAUUAAAUUACCAUUACCAAUUAAAGAACAAACAUUGAGAAUUUUACCGACGUCAACGAGCAGUACGACAACUACAACGACAACAACGAUAUUACCUACAACAUCUGUAAUGAAAACAAUUAAUAAUAACAGUGCCUCAAUUGGUUUAAUUAAUUCAUUAAAUUUAACGGAACAUGUUGUUGAAACUACUAUUGGUCCUGUAUUCAUCCAAAACGGAGAUUCUCAUAAUAAUAACAAUAUUACAAAAUUUUUGGAUAAUUCUUCUGAAAAUAUUUCUAUUGAAUCUGAACAACAAUCUGAACAUCAAUUAGAUAAUUCAAAUGAAUCUCCCGAAAUUAAAAUAGUUCCAAUUGAAAGAAAUGGUGAUUAUAGGUUACCAGAAGAACCAUCAGAAAUUGAUAUGACACAUGAUGAAGAAGAUGAAUUAAUACGUCAUUCUUCAGAGAACGAAGAUAAUUAUGUACAUGAGAAAUUUGUUCCAUUAGUUUUACAUCGACAGGAGAUAAUGAAUUUAGCACCAGAAAAACCGCCUGAAGCUGCUUAGAAUUUUAUAUAUACAUAUUUUUUUUUUAAUAUUAUAAUAUUUUACUUUAAUAAUUAUUAUUAUUAUUAUUAUAAUUUUGUUUUAUUUUUUGAAAGUAAUCGCUUUAAUUUAUUAUCAUUUAAAAAUUAAUGAAAACAAAUAAUUAUAUAAAUGUAAUGUAAUAAGUAUAUGUGUAUAUUUCUUUUUAGGUUUUCUAAAUUUAAGAAUUUUAUUUUAAAUUUAUUAAAAAUAAAAUUAAUAAUAAUACGAAUAGAAUUUAUUUUAUAAUAAUGUUUAAUAUUUUGUAAAUGUGUUACUCGUUUAAGAAUGAUUAAAAUUUAAAUUAUUUAGAAUUUAAAAGAAAAUUUUAUCUGUAAA